Glossina fuscipes is the source of this 3815-nucleotide messenger RNA. Its product is annotated as exportin-6-like. The record is from RefSeq and is a predicted model, not a curated record. Gene Ontology annotation, molecular function: small GTPase binding; nuclear export signal receptor activity. Lineage: Eukaryota; Metazoa; Arthropoda; Insecta; Diptera; Glossinidae. The transcript is spliced from 11 exons. Bases 364 to 3504 code for a protein of 1046 amino acids. Gene Ontology annotation, biological process: protein export from nucleus.
CAACGAAACUCUCGUUUGUCAUUAUUUUAUGUUUCUUUAAUAAAAUUAAAAAUUUAGAAAAGAGCGUAUAUUUUGUAAGAUUUUUAUAAAAUUUAAAAUUUACUUUAUUUCACUAAGGAAAUAAAAACCUUGCAAAUUGUUUAUUAGCUUAACAUUUGUUAAGCAAAUGCGAAAGUUAAGUGUGCAUCGGGCGACCGAAAACUUAAAAAGAUAACAAUUGUUGUCCAACGCAAUUUUUUUUUUUAGUGGUGGUUCAAAUUGAAAAACAGAAAAGAAAGGAAAAGGGGAGAGAAACGAUAUUAAAAUACAUAAAAGACAAGUUUUCUGGUAGCUCCCGGUGGUGGUGAUAACACUGAAACAGAAAUGUCUUCCCCGUUUGCGGUGGUUGAGUCGUUGUUACAUGAAUUCUAUACACCGACCACACCUAACGCGCGUAAACGCGAAAUAGAGGUUGAGUUGUUAGCAUUUAAAAAUCAAUCGGAAUCCUGGAAAACCUGCCUUAGUGCGGUGAGCAAUGCUACGACCUUUGAACAGAAUCACUUUUUAUGGUUUUUUGCUACGUCUACUUUGGAUCACACCAUAACGCGCCGUUGGAUGCAAUUGGGCAGCUCAGAUAGGGCACUUCUACGUGAAACGUUAUGGCACACAUAUGCUAACUUAGCUUGCGCAUCAGCAAAACGCCAGCGCGACACUUACGCUCAGUUAAUAGCUUUAUUGGGAAAACGCCAAUUUCCCGACGAAGAUCCAAACUAUUUGGCGCAUUGCAUAGCUCUUACGAAAACCAAUUUUUCAUUAGGCAUUUGCUUACUGCGUACAACGUCUGAGGAGGUAGUUAGCAGUCGUGAAGAUGUCAGUACAGAUCGUAAGCAAUACUUUCAUUCCUGCGUUUCUAUAUGUUUACCCGAAGUUACGGAUUUACUAACCAAAUACUUACUAAUCGCUGUGUGUCAUAUCAAUGGUAAAGAUAUCCAUUCCAUACCCAGUACGCUCAUGGAUUAUAAUCUAAUAACCUCGCUGCCCAAUGACAAUCAAUUAAGUAACUCCAUUUUGGAGUUCUUAUCUUGUGUGCAACAUUUGGUUUCUUGGAUGAAUACUGAUCUGCUCUCGGAAUACUUUUUUAUGAGCAUUUUGGAUUUGUCACAGUGGCGUUCCAAUCGUCAAGAUAUUUCUCUGAAUGGUCUUUCAGUAUUAAAUGAACUGCUGUAUUUGCAAAAGCCCUUACCAUUCUCGAACAUUUUAAUGUCAGGCGUGAACGGCUUAUUGGAUCAAUAUCAUAGCUCUAAUAAACAGCAUGACGAAAUGUACACAGAUAAAUUUAGAGAAUUGUUACGCUUGUAUGCCAUUAAAUACUGGCCCAGAAUGCUGGACGAUCUCGAGGUUCUAGAAGCAUUUCUAAAUUCCUUGUACUGCUGGACAAUCCACAGAAACGGAGCCUACGAUUUUACAGAGAAAUUAGAAAUAUGGACGCCUAUCAUUAAAGGCAUAAGUGCGCAUAAUAAAUUAAAUCGCUUUUAUGAAAUUGUGCAACUGCUGGUGCCUGAAAUUAUGCGUCGCACACAAUUCGAAUAUAAUAAGACUGAAUUGGAGUUGUUAGACAAUGAGCUAAUGGAAGAUAAUACCCAAACUGAAUGGCAACAGUAUAUAACGCAGUGCAUUGAAUGCAUUGCAUUAAUUGCUGAACCACGUUCAAGCGAGGUAUUCGCUUUAGUGUUUAGCCAUUGGGGGCGACCUUAUAUGUAUUUACGGUCGCUGGAAAAUGAUGUCGAUUGCGGUAAAACGUUUGACUUUUUACGAAAAAUGAAAUCGCAAAGCCUUCCGGAAAAUUUAAGAGAUUUCACGACCAUAUGCCAAGCAGUUGUACGGAUUAUUCCGCUACUGGAGAACAAUAAUUCAGAAUUAGGCAAUGAAAUUAACUACCACCUAAACGAAUUCGCUGAAAAUUUAUGGACUGUCUUGAAAUUUUUAAUCAGCAACAAAUUAACCGUCUUCGAUGUGGAUAAAUCAAUAUUCCAGACUGAUUUUGAUUAUUUAUACGCCCAAGUUUUAAUGGCCAUACGAAGUAUUUUGCCUUUAUCGAAUAUCUUGAAAGCAGAUCAAAAGCUCGUGACAAUUUUCGAGGCGUUGACCAACAUUUUUCAAACCAAUAAUUUAUUGCGAGGCUGCACAAUAAUCCAAAUGGCUGCCAGUCAGCUAUUAUUAUGUAUAUCGUCUGUAAUACGUCCGAAGAGCCUUUUAGAAUUUCCAGCAAUUAUCAAUAUUAUGCAGUCGGGCCCUCGCCUCUCGCAUUUACCAAGCCAGGUACAGGCUAAUAUAUACAUUAGUAUUGUAAGCUAUUUGAUAUUGCCCUGGAAGAAUGUCGAUGAACGGGGACAGGAUUACGAACAUCGCUCGAUAAUGCUGCGCGAAUAUGUAGAUAGCCUAGCUCGAAGUUUUCUACAAUUAGAUUUAAAUACCAUUAACAGUGCCAUCAUAGCAGAAUCUAAAAUAUCAUCAAUGUCGUUAAAUUUGCUAACAACAUUCAGUUUGGUUAUUGAAUAUUUCAAAAGUUCUCCAAACACUUCCAAGGAUUUACUAUCCACUGCAUUCAAGCCAAUUAUUACUAAAGCUUUGAUGAUUUACAACACUUUCGGCCAAAGUAGUAACAUUAUAGCGACAACAGUAGCAGAUUUCAGUUUAAGCGUAUUACAUACAUUGCAAACUCAGUUAGGAACACAGUUUAUCAAAGAGAUGAUAAACUUAUUCAUUACAGUGAAUAGUAGGGACCAAUUGAGUAUAAGUACUGCAGCGGUUAUCGAAAAAAUUUUGCAAAUGUUUCAAUUAAUUGUCAAGCAUCCCGGCAGUGCUUCGUUGACUAUGAUACCAUCCAUAUUAGAUUUCACCUUCGCCUACAUUAUUCCCCUUCUGCAGCAAGACGACAAUAUAAAGUAUAGCGGUGAUAUAACGAGUGCGGUCUACGAUCUCUUUGAUAGUAUUUUAAAUUAUAAAUGGCAGUACUUUUAUAAAUUUUAUGUGCAACCGAAUGGAAUUUCUUCGUUUCAAAAUGCUAUGAACGGUAGCAAUGGUGCCAUAACUAGUACUACCGAAAAUUUACACCCUGAACAUUUCAUGGCCAUAAUGAAUGCUUACGGUCAGAUUUUAAUUUCCGGCAAUGAUCCAAACAUUGUUCGCAUUGUAUUAAAUUCAUUGCAAAGUGUGCAUGAUCGCUGGCGUUUAUAUCAACGUCCGUUAUUUAAGGAUAAUUUAUUGGCCUCAUUUCAAAGUGCACUAAUCUCAGUGCUGCUGACAGGAGAGGGAGCGUUACACUUCGACUUAUUAGCGAAUACCUUGUUUAAUAUGUCUCAGGUCGAUAAUAUAAAAAUGCGGGAAAGUUUUGCCCAAGCUGGCUUACCGAUCAAUAUGAAAUUGAUUGAUGAAAUUUGCUUAACAAAGGACAUUCCAACAUUUUCACAGAAAUUAACUCAGCUAAUACAGGACGCGCAUUGUGUACAUUUAACGCAGAACUAAAACAUAGUUUAUACGAAAAGAAAGAAAAAACAAGACGAAAUUAUUACGCAAAAGUGAAAAUUUAUAUUACAUUCAUCUACAUACAUACUAAAUGUUGCUAUUAUCCUGCAGCAACAACAAAAAUAGAUUAUAAUUCACGAUUUCCUUUUAUCAAAAUCUUCUUCAGGCGAUACUUGUUUUGGUCAUAUUUCCGCUUAUCAAUUUCGUUUGGCUUUCUCUUCACAUCCUGAUCGCUACAAUAGUCAUAAAAAGUUUUAAGUGUGUAAUUUAUAUAACGAUUUUCAUAACAAAAGAAUUUCUUUCGCCUUAUU